CUGUUUCAAACGCUCCACGCGGACGACCGCCGCGCGCUGUACGCGUGCAUGUACGAGCUGACGUACGCGCCGGGGGAGAGAGUCGUGCGGCAGGGCGCGGAGGGACGAAACUUUUACGUCGUCGUCGCCGGGACGCUGGAGGUGACGGUUCGCCCGCGAAUGAAGCGCUUGUUCCCCGGGGAUACGUUCGGCGAGGUCGCGCUCCUGCACGCGGUCCCGCGGUCCGCGACGGUCACCGCGGCGGGGAGCGAGACGUGCGUGCUCUGGGCGCUCGAUCGAAAGACGUUCAAGAAGAUCCUCAGCGAGGCCGCGUUCGAGCGCCGGCGCGCGAACGAGUCGCUGCUCGCGAAGGUGGCGCCGUUGAAGAUGCUCGACGAGUACGACAGGAAAGUCCUCGCGGACGCGCUCGUGCCGAAGUUCUACGCCAAGGGGGAGAACAUCUGCGUCCAGGGCGUCCGAGAGUCGCCCGGCGGGGGCGCGUUUCACGUCAUCGCGCGCGGGCGCGUCGCCGUGCGCCUCGCCGACGGCGGCGAAGUCAACCGCCUGUCCAUCGGCGCGUACUUCGGCGAGGUCUCCGCGCUGGAGGGGACGCCCCCCACGGCGACGGUCACCGCGAUCACGGACGUGCGAGCCGCGACGCUGGACCGCGCGGCGUUUCGUCGCGCGCUCGGCGAGGACGUC
Molecule: messenger RNA, 681 nt
Organism: Micromonas pusilla CCMP1545
Lineage: Eukaryota; Viridiplantae; Chlorophyta; Mamiellophyceae; Mamiellales; Mamiellaceae
Exons: 2
Source: RefSeq, a predicted model, not a curated record